Molecule: messenger RNA, 1788 nt
Organism: Scleropages formosus (Asian bonytongue)
Lineage: Eukaryota; Metazoa; Chordata; Actinopteri; Osteoglossiformes; Osteoglossidae
Gene: c19h1orf216
Product: chromosome 19 C1orf216 homolog
Exons: 2
Coding region: 69-1310 (413 amino acids)
Source: RefSeq, a predicted model, not a curated record
UGCGGUACCGCAGAAGAACAGGCCGUCAUGGGUGUUUAUGAUGUUGCACGAGACCGUGCGGCGUACAAAUGCAAUGCUCUCGCGCCUUUUCCUGCGCACCUCCAACUUUUACCACAUUACAUGAGGUGCGGGCGCGCGCGCGCGUUCAUAAAGCUGCUGGAGAGACGGGAAGCGCCGGGGAAGGAAGCUGCUCGGCGGUCCUCUCCCACACGGGGAAAGCCACCCAGUCCCAACCCAAGAGAAACAUGUUCGCGGUUCAGCAGGAGCGUCCCGCCAACCCCGUGUUCGGAGCUCAGGGAGCAGGGGCCGGGUCCUCGUCCCUCCGUCUCCACGGCAACAGCCUGCACAGGGCCAGCAGGAAGGACGGCAAUUUCAACUUCCUGGGACACGAGGAUGAGGUGCUCGCGGGGGACGAGAACCGCAACCAGCUGCGCCUGCGGCUCCAGAGCUCCCAGGGACGCGAGCUCUUCCUCCCCGCGACGCACCUGGGCUCCGGCCUCCUGUCUCCGCUGUCGCGCCUGCCCUCCUGGAGUCCCCUGGAGCCCCUGCCCGAGGUCGAGGUGGGCGAGGACGGCUGCGGCAGGGUGCCCCCCGAGGGGGCCGAGGGCAGAAUGGAGGAGGAGACGGGGAGGGGGACGGAGGACAAAAAGGCGGGCGAGCAGGAUAUGGAGGGAGGGGACGAGGACGAGGACGAGGAGGACGGGGCGGAAGAGUGGGCCGAGAGCGACUCGGAGUUCGACUUCAGCUACAGGUCCAGCAGCAGCAGCAGCUCUCUGAGCCUGGAGGCCCGAGAGGAUCCUGGGAAGGCGGGGCUCGCCACCAAGUGGGAGCGUGUCUGCGUCGGGGGGACUGCGGGAGGGGCCACGGAGGAGGCGCCGCAGCGGGUCGCUGUGUCCAGGAGGCGCGGCAGCGCCGGAGAUGGCCAGAGCCCCGCGGAGAGCAAGAGGCGUGAGGAGGGACGCCUGGACGAGGACCUUUCCUCGGACUCGGACUCGGAUUCGGACGCGGACGCGGACGCGGACCCGGACGCGGACCCGGACCCGUGCGCUGACCUGCCCGAGCUCAUGGAGGCCGUGUGGACCCUGCAGGACUGGGAGAAGUUCAAGGCCCAGGAGAUGGAGAGGCACCAGGUGCAGCUCACCAUGUACCGGCGGCUGGCGCUGAUCCGCUGGGUGCGCUCCCUGCAGGGCCGAGUCCAAGAGCAGCAGAACCGCCUGCAGUCCAGCUUCGACGUCAUCCUCACGCACAGGAAGGAGCUCCUCAGGAUGGGCGUGAGCGUGGCCCCGCCCACCGCUGCCGUCAGCCAAUAGCAGGCAAGGGACGGGGACCGGGCCUGGCGCUCAGCCCUCCAGAUGGCCGCAGAGACAAGUAGCACUGUGGUUUGGACGUUCGCACGACGAGGACCCUCUUUGUCUCAGGGAGGGUCGGGAGGACCCUCUUCGGGAGACGCUCCCAAGAUGCUUCACCUCACAGUCUCGUCCCAGUCGCUAAAAGAGCGGCGCGUUUUCCGGUGUGUUUGCCGCCACGUUGGACUUGUGUUCCGAAGUCCUUCCUGCGUCCGCUGACAUGAGACGUCGGCGCCUCCUUCAGUCUGUCUGUCCCGUCAGGGAAACUCUUGGGCUGAACCUGCUCGACCCCCUUACCCUGUUCACAAGUGUAACGCAUAUCGUAUUGGAAAGUGAAUCACAUGUAUCAUCUUUAAUUAAAAAAAUAUAUAUAUAUAUGUCUAUAAAUGUUGCUUAUUGUAUGCCUGAAAGUGUGUCCUUUUGUCAUGUAAUAAAACAUUGU